GGGAGUGGGAGAGGGAGAAGCAGUCUUCCCGCUGAGCAGGGAGCCUGAUGCAGGGCUCAAUCCCGGGACUCUGGCCAGGAUCAUGACCUGAGCCAAAGGCAGACGCUUAACGACUGAGCCAUCCAGGCGCCCCCUAGGGGCUUUCCUUUUAAUGUAGGAAAUAACAGGGUAUGAACUAGUCCAGCAGUCAGUGCAAGGCAAUAAUUAAGGAGUUGGGAGUUCUCUUAUCUUUUUUCAAAUUUUAUUUUAUUAUUAUCUAUUUUAUUUAUUAGAGAAUGCACAAGUUGGGGGGGACAGAGGGGGAGGAAGAAGCAGAUUCCCUGCUGAGCAGGGAGCCUGAUGCGGGGCUCCAUCCCUGAGAUCAUGACCCGAGCUGAAGGCAGCCGCUUAACCGACUGAGCCACCCGGGCGCCCUUGGAUCUCUCUUGUCUUAGAGUCUGAGUAGAAGAAAACAAAUCUGUGAAUGUGGAACUGUGGUUCCAUACAUCAUAAAGGUUUGGAAUUCAGAUUCAUGCUACCCAAGUGGUCAAACAGAAUAUACAGAUCGUUUUGUAAGUGAUUAUUGAAAGCCUGAGGUCGCCAAGAGUAGAAUGUAAGGUGAGAAGAGAUGCAGCAUGUUUUGGAACAUGGGGGAAUGGACCUCUUUAAGAAGUAGAUAGGGAAUGAGCAGUGAGAACGUGAGAGACAAACAAGUGGUACAAAACUGAGAAGCUCAGUGAGAUAGGACUAUCUGGAGAUCACCGAAGGAAGAUAUGACACGCUCUAUUCCUGCAGCAAGGAGUUGUGACAACACAUGUGAGAUGUGGCCAACCACGAACAUGCAUGAGGGACUCAGUGCUUAAGGAAGAAUAUAAAAAAACAACAUUGUGAAGUAAUUGUUGGAGCACAAUGUGGCAAUGCGGUGUUAAGAGGAGCCCAUGUCUAUGUUCCAGGAAUUGUGUCAGCUUCAAAAUUUAUGAAAGCUGGAGAUGUUAUUUCUGUAUACUCUGAUAUUAAAGGCAAAUGUAAGAAAGGAGCCAAAGAAUUUGAUGGAACAAAAGUAUUUCUUGGAAAUGGGAUUUCUGAACUAAGCCGCAAAGAAAUCUUCAGUGGGCUACCCGAACUGAAAGGUAUAGGCAUAAGAAUGACAGAACCGAUAUAUCUCAGCCCCUCAUUUGACAAUGUGCUGCCCAGCUACUUAUUUUUACAGAAUUUGCCAUCUGUUGUAGUAACUCAUGUUCUGGAUCCUCAACCCGGAGAGAAGAUUCUAGAUAUGUGUGCAGCACCUGGAGGCAAAACAACACACAUUGCAGCAUUAAUGCAUGAUCAGGGAGAAGUAAUAGCACUGGAUAAAAUAUCGAACAAAGUAGAAAAAAUAAAACAGAAUGCUUUAUUGUUAGGACUGAAUUCCAUCAAGGCAUUUUGCUUUGAUGGAACAAAGGCACUUAAACUCAAUACAGUUAAGGAUGCUGAAGGAAAACCUCCAUUCUUACCAGAAUCUUUUGACCGAAUUCUUCUUGAUGCACCAUGCAGUGGAAUGGGACAGAGACCAAACAUGGCUUGUUCUUGGACUUUGAAAGAAGUGACAUCGUAUCAACCGUUACAGAGAAAACUCUUCACUGUGGCAGUUGAGCUGCUGAAGCCGGGGGGCGUGCUGGUUUAUAGCACAUGCACCAUCACGCUGGCAGAAAACGAAGAACAGGUUGCCUGGGCCCUCAGAACAUUUCCUUACCUUCAGCUUCAGCCCCAGGAAGCACAUAUUGGAGGAGAAGGAAUGGUGGGAGCUGGCCUCUCACUGGAACAAUUGAAACAGCUGCAGCGAUUUGGUCCAUCUGUCGUGCCAUUACGGGGCACUGACAUUGAUUCUCUCAGAGAUGCCAGAAUAGAAGACAUGAUUUGGCUGGCAAAUAAGGAUUGUAUAGGAUUUUUUAUUGCAAAAUUCAUAAAAUGCAAAAGCACAUAGAUCCUUAGAAAUAAAAAUUCCAAACGUUUGCUGUAUGGUUUUCUUUUUUCUUUUUCUUUUACCCAGCUGUUGUCGGGCCUGGUGAUGGGUGGCAUAGUUGCUAAGGAAGCAGAAAAGACUAUCAGCAGUUGGACCAGGGACCAAGAGAUUUGACCAAGAGAUUAGUUCAUGGAGGAAGUAGUUGGGGGUGGUAUGAGAUUAUAUUCUGUGUUUUUUAAGUAAUUUUUUUCUUAAGGAUUUAGCACAGUAAAAGGAAAAGGAGAUGCCUAUGGAUAUCUGGAGCAAAUUUUCAUUUGGGGUUUUGUGUUUUAAUGUGUAAAGAAUGUAAGUCAUUUUUAAUGUUAAAAUUUGUGAUUGUAACAAAGGAAUAAAAUGAGCAAUAAUUUAAUUUGGUAAAAAA
Messenger RNA from Zalophus californianus (California sea lion), 2342 nucleotides. It is a transcript of the gene NSUN6, whose product is annotated as NOP2/Sun RNA methyltransferase 6. Gene Ontology annotation, molecular function: methyltransferase activity; RNA binding. The transcript is spliced from 9 exons. The coding region runs from base 956 to 1942 and encodes 328 amino acids. Gene Ontology annotation, biological process: RNA methylation. NCBI's taxonomy places the organism in Eukaryota, Metazoa, Chordata, Mammalia, Carnivora, Otariidae. The record is from RefSeq and is a predicted model, not a curated record.